AUGACUCUCCCUCCACGACCCGUCACGAGUUCGCAAAUCGACUUCAAGUUGCCCAGCGAUAGAUUCUGGGGCACUACUGCGCUUCUCCCACCUACCUCACAUGGCCUUCCAUAUAUCGCUUGCAUAGCGCACGCAAUCACAUGCUUUGCACUGCAGCCACAGACGUCCAUGACGAUUGAAGACGCAUCGAAUGAGCUUCUCAAGAUGAUGGGCAAUCCCUCGGAAGAUGGCGAGGAAUGUGGAAACCACAUGGAGUUUGGCCGAUUCAUCCUCAUGAUAGCAGAGCAAAUUCCUUACGACCACCCGGCACAUCGAAAGCUUGUAACUUUGAUCAACUAUCUGCAGAAAGGAAACUGGUACAGCGAUGUGUUCAUGAUGGAGAUUAACCAGAAUAUGGAAAUUGUUUUCGAAACUUCUAUGGACAAUUCUCAGCUCGCGGCCGAAAUGAACAGAUUCGUCAACUACAACGCCUUCUUGUCCCAAAUCGACGCGCAUCUCCCGGCAUCCCUCCUGUCGACCGCCGUACUACAUUUCUUGAAUGCAUUCGAGAUGGACUAUGAGCACCCGGAGAGCGUUCCGAACUCACCCGGCAUUCACAAUGCGCUGCAAGCCUUUCAACGUGGACCUCAAGAGAUCAAUGCCAAAGGCAAAGGCCUCCUUCGAACCGCCACAGUCCGAGUCGCAAGUCUGUGGAUGAUUCAAAAUGCGACACAUUUUUUCGCCCUCCUUGUCAGUGAGCCAGAUCGCAUCACUGAUUGGGAUCACACCACGGUCUGGACGCGAACUGGCCAGCGAUUCCGGGGUGAUAGAUUCAGUCGUGAGCGUUGGAAAUUCUGGAAAGAUGGCUUUAGACAGGUUGUGGAUGAAGCUGCUGCCGACUCAUAUCUGGGCAAAGAGGCUGGUGAUGCACUUCGGGCGAUGAACGUGGUAGACGGUACUGAUGCGAGUGGUUCAUGGUAG
Cyphellophora attinorum is the source of this 960-nucleotide messenger RNA. RefSeq lists its product as uncharacterized. The transcript has a single exon. NCBI's taxonomy places the organism in Eukaryota, Fungi, Ascomycota, Eurotiomycetes, Chaetothyriales, Cyphellophoraceae. Bases 1 to 960 code for a protein of 319 amino acids. The record is from RefSeq and is a predicted model, not a curated record.